Molecule: messenger RNA, 3801 nt
Organism: Nelumbo nucifera (sacred lotus)
Lineage: Eukaryota; Viridiplantae; Streptophyta; Magnoliopsida; Proteales; Nelumbonaceae
Source: RefSeq, a predicted model, not a curated record
GUUAGAAUCAUGCGUUGGGCUCUCCUCAGCCCACUUCGAAUACCUUUAUACUCUUUCCAAAUUGCUCGCUCGACUUUUAGGCAGAGACUCCAGACUUUGAAGGAACACCCGAGGAAACUGUGAAGACCUCUCCACCCAGUUUUGAGGCGUUUUGCAGGUCGGUGAGGCUUGGCCUCUAGAGCAAGGAGAGCCGAGAGCCCAGCAUCGGAGGGGAACUGGCGAGGGAAUCCUUGCCCGAUUUGCAAAAAGAGGAACACGUCGUAAUUGAAGAGUAGAUGGAGAAAGUGUUUGGACUUCGGGAAGUUCCUUGGGGUGUCCAACUCCAGUGAACAAGAACCCCAAGUAYGGAGUGGUUUAGAGCUAAAUUAACCGACGAGGGGAAAGCUUAGACCUCUCGGAAUGAUGUAUUUUCAGAAACAGGUACAGAUGUUGAGACAGAAAGUUCGUGGUCAGAUUUCUCUUUGUCUCCCCUAAAACCAACUUGGCGUUCAACCACUUCAUCGAAAACGCCAUCUUUUUCGGGCUCACCUACGAAGGCAAAAAAAAUUCCGUCGACGAUGAUACACUGUUGCAGUUGGAGAGAGUUAGGGCCAAAUAAUUUCCAGAAGUCGAUCCAAAGUCAGCUAUCUUCUCCGCGUAUGCUUCAAACCCUCCAAUCCCCUUUCAUUACUAGGGUUUCUGUUUGGUUUUCCAGAGAUGCUAGGGUUUMUCUAGGGUUUAACCUCCAUAGCCGGUGCCGAAGCACGAGGGGUGGCGGUUCUGCAGCUUCUGUUCUCCCUGCUUUCCAGACUGAAAAAUACUUAGGUCACAGAAUAAAUCUAUGCGGUCGAAAGCAAACAUCCAGGGGAAAUAGGGAUUCUGUAGGGUUUAAGCUCCGGUGCCACACAAGAGCUGUAGUCUCCCAUAGAAAAAAUUCCAACGGUCGGAAAAGGAGGACUUAUGGAGGUUCGUUGAAUUCAGUUUUGCGCGCUAUGGAGUCUAAAGGCGACAUUGAUGAGAUCCUAAAUUCCUGGGCUGGGAAGCUCAGCCCCAAAGAACAGACUGUAAUUCUGAAAGAGCAAAGCACAUGGGAACGUGUUAUCAGUGUUUUCCGUUGGAUGAAAUCGCAGAAGGACUACAUAUCUAAUGUAAUUCAUUACAAUGUUGUUCUUAGGGCUCUCGGAAGAGCUCAGAGAUGGGAUGAAUUACGGCUCGUUUGGAUUGAAAUGGCCAGAGACAGUGUUUUGCCAACAAACAAUACGUACGCAAUGCUUGUGGACGUAUAUGGAAAAGCGGGUCUGGUAAAAGAAGCGCUUUUAUGGCUCAGACACAUGAGGCUAAGAGGUCUAUUCCCCGAUGAGGUGACCAUGAACACUGUGGUUGGAGUUCUCAAAGAGGCUGGAGAGUACGAUCGUGCAGUUAGGUUCUUCAAGAAUUGGUGUGCUGGGCGGAUUGAAUUAAAUGAUCUUGAUCUGAAUAAUAUUGCUGAUUCUGUAUCUGUMUCAGAUCCCAUUAGUCUCAAGCAUUUCUUGUCAACUGAGCUUUUCAGAACCGGAGGACGAAUCCCUCCAUCAAAACUACUGUCUUCUGCGGACUGGGAAGGUUCUGCUCAGAAGCCUCGACUUGCUGCUACUUAUAAUACGCUGAUAGAUCUGUAUGGAAAGGCAGGUCAUCUGAAGGAUGCAUCUAAUGUCUUUGCAGAGAUGUUGAAAGCUGGUGUAGCACCAGAUGUAUUUACUUUUAAUACCAUGAUCUCUACUUGCGGAGCUCAUGGGCAUUUGUUGGAGGCUGAGUCAUUGUUCUGUAAGAUGGAAGAAAGGGGAAUAUUUCCUGACRCAAAGACUUACAACAUUUUUCUGUCCCUAUAUGCUGAUGCAGGGAACAUUGAUGCAGCACUGAAGUGCUACAAGAAGAUAAGGUCUGUUGGUCUUUUCCCUGACAGUGUAACUCACAGGGCUGUUAUACAAAUUUUGUGUGAGAGGAACAUGGUUCAAGAACUAAAUUAUGUGAUUGAAGAAAUGGAGAGAAAUGGGGUAMAUAUUGAUGAGCACUCUGUUCCUGUAAUUAUUAGGAUGUAUGUCAAUCAAGGAUUGAUUGAUCGGGCAAAGGUUCUCCUUGAAAAAUGUCAGCUUGAGAGUGGAAUUUCAACAAAAACAUAUGCAGCARUUAUGGAUGUUUAUGCAGAUAAGGGUCURUGGGCUGAAGCGGAGUYUAUCUUCCUUGGGAAGAGGGAUUUGUUAGGACAAAAGAAAGAUGUGGUAGAAUACAAUGUCAUGAUUAAAGCAUAUGGAAAGGCAAAACUCUAUGAUAGAGCUCUCUCAAUCUUCAAUAACAUGAGRUGCAGUGGAACAUGGCCAGAUGAUUGCACAUAUAAUUCUCUUAUCCAAAUGCUUUCAGGAGGUGAUUUAGUGGAUGAAGCACAUGAACUUUUAUCUGAAAUGCAAAAGGCAGGAUUUAAACCACGAUGUGCAACCUUCUCUGCUGUUAUUGCAAGUGACAUUCGUUUGGGCCGACUAUCYGAUGCCAUGGAUGUCUAUCAGGAGUUGGGAAGAGCAGGCGUCAAACCAAAUGAAGUUAUUUAUGGGUCUUUGAUAAAUGGAUUUGCMGAAGCUGGAAAGGUUGAAGAAGCUCUUCGUUAUUUUCACAUGAUGGAAGAAUCAGGGAUUCCUGCAAAUCGCAUAGUAUAUACCUCGUUAAUAAAAGCUUAUGGUAAGGUGGGGUGCUUGGAGGGAGCACAGGAAUUGUAUCAGAAGAUGAUGGACUUGGAGGGUGGUGCUGAUAUCAUUGCGUCAAAUAGUAUGAUCAAUCUCUAUCCAGACCUAGGAAUGGUAUCUGAAGCGAAAUUGAUAUUCGAUAGUUUGAGAGAAAAUGGCCAGGCAGAUGGAGUUUCAUUUGCAACAAUGAUGUACCUAUACAAAAGCAUGGGCAUGCUUGAUGAAGCAAUCGAUAUUGCUCAGGAUAUGCAACUAUCAGGUUUGCUUAGGGACUGUGCUUCAUUUAAUACAGUAAUGGCAUCCUAUGUCACAAAUGGACAACUUAGAGAAUGUGGUGAAUUGUUGCAUCAGAUGGUGGCUCGGAGAAUUUUGCCUGACAUUACGACCUUUAAGGUAAUAUUUACUGUGUUGAAGAAAGGAGGUUUUCCUKUAGAGGCUGUUAUGCAACUAGAAACAUCUUUCAGGGAGGGAAAACCUUUUGCUAGACAGGCUGUUAUAGCUUCCAUGUUCUCUGUAGGUGGUUUGCACAGUUUUGCUCUGGAAGCCUGUGAAACCUUCACAAAAUCUGAGGUGGGUCUUGAUUCCUCUGCCUACAAUGUUGCAAUUUAUGUUUAUGGAGCUUUUGGGGAAGUAGAGAGCUUUGAAUAUUUUCAUGAAAAUGCAAGACAGGGGAAUUGCACCUGUUCUUGUUACUUUUAUUAAUCUGGUAGUUUGUUAUGGAAAAGCUGGAAUGUUGGAAGGAGUGAAGCGGAUCCACAGCCAGUUAAAAUACGGAGAGAUGGAGCCCAAUGAAUCCUUGUUUAAGGCUGUUAUAGAUGCCUACAGAAGUGCCAAUAGGCAGGACCUUGCUGAAUUGGUUGGCCAAGAAAUGAAAUUUGCAUUUGAUGCACAAGAAUAUCCUGCUUCAGGAAGUGAAGAUGAGUCUGAUGUGUGUCCCAUACACUUGUUGGAGCCUUCAGAACUCAUGGAUACCAUGGAGAUUAAGUGAUUGUGCUGAUUAUGAUGUACCAUGAUGUUGUGUUUAUGGAAGUGGUCGUUUUAUCUAUUAAUGUACAGUAUGAGCGUAUGCCGGUAACAGAAUGGAAGACACUUUCAUGUGGAUUAGGGG